CCAGAAAAUUGGCUGGUUUGGUAAGGCAAAAUUUUCAGGGUAUUCCAAUUUCAGCUCAGGGACAAUCAAAUGAAUCAGCUGUCCCAGCUUUAAGCACUGGGAACAACCCAAAGGGGCAGGUUUACAAUUUCAAUGUGGUGUUAUUGGAUCCCAGUGAUGAUUCAAUUCCCAGGGGUACUUAUCAGGCAAGAUCUUCUUAACACUGGCAGGAUUGUCCAGAUAUCUUUGGGUAGGGGAACACAAGAAGCAGGAGCACUGAGAGCCCUGAAUGGUGCCUUCCCUUUCCUCAGAGGAGCAACCACAAAUGAUGGAGAGUACUGCUUUGAAAUUCUCGCGACUGAUAAAAGCUCGAGAAACGUGUUGAUCCCUGCUGUCCGGCCAUCUUCAGGGUUUUCUGCCAGGGAAUUGAAGAAAAUGUGUGGCCAGGGUGCACUGUACCUGCGCUUAAUAGAGAGCAGCCCUAGUGAUCAUGAGGAUCAGCCACCUAGACCAUCAGCAUCACGAGGAGGUGGGUGUGAAUUUGUUAUAUCAAUUGAAUAAUGUAUGUAAAUCAGUAUUAAAAUUC
This is a messenger RNA of Orbicella faveolata, 565 nucleotides long. RefSeq lists its product as uncharacterized. The record is from RefSeq and is a predicted model, not a curated record. Lineage: Eukaryota; Metazoa; Cnidaria; Anthozoa; Scleractinia; Merulinidae.